AGCAGCGCGCAGCCACCCUCGCCGGCGCAGGAGGAGAGAGCGAUCGUGCCUAGCCCGCCGGGAAGAUGCCGAAGACGAUCAGUGUGCGUGUUACCACCAUGGAUGCUGAGCUGGAGUUUGCUAUCCAGCCCAACACUACAGGGAAGCAACUCUUCGAUCAGGUUGUGAAGACAAUUGGCCUAAGAGAGGUUUGGUUCUUUGGACUUCAGUAUCAGGACACCAAGGGCUUCUCAACCUGGCUGAAACUGAACAAAAAGGUGACGGCACAGGAUGUGCGCAAGGAGAGUCCCCUGCUCUUCAAAUUCCGAGCCAAGUUCUACCCAGAGGAUGUGGCAGAGGAGCUGAUCCAGGACAUCACGCAGCGUCUCUUCUUCCUCCAAGUGAAGGAGGCAAUUCUGAACGAUGACAUUUAUUGCCCUCCAGAGACAGCUGUCCUCCUGGCUUCUUAUGCUGUCCAGUCAAAAUACGGCGACUUUAACAAAGAGGUGCACAAGGCUGGCUACCUUGCUAAUGACAAACUGCUCCCACAGAGAGUUCUAGAGCAGCACAAACUCAACAAGGACCAGUGGGAGGAGAGGAUCCAAGUGUGGCAUGAAGAACAUCGAGGAAUGAUUAGGGAAGAUGCUGUCUUGGAGUACCUGAAAAUUGCACAGGAUCUGGAAAUGUAUGGUGUGAACUACUUCAGCAUUAAGAACAAGAAGGGCUCUGAACUAUGGCUAGGUGUAGAUGCUCUUGGACUCAACAUUUAUGAGCAGAAUGACAGGCUAACACCGAAAAUUGGAUUCCCCUGGAGUGAGAUCAGAAAUAUCUCAUUUAAUGACAAGAAGUUUGUUAUCAAGCCUAUUGACAAGAAAGCACCAGACUUUGUAUUCUAUGCACCUCGGUUACGGAUUAACAAGCGAAUCCUGGCACUUUGCAUGGGGAACCAUGAACUCUAUAUGCGCAGGCGUAAACCAGAUACCAUUGAGGUGCAGCAGAUGAAGGCACAGGCUCGUGAGGAGAAGCAUCAGAAACAGAUGGAGAGAGCCCUGCUGGAGAAUGAGAAGAAGAAGAGGGAGUUGGCAGAAAAGGAGAAGGAGAAGAUUGAACGUGAGAAGGAGGAGUUAAUGGAGAGACUCAAGCAAAUUGAGGAGCAAACCAAGAAAGCUCAGCAAGAACUGGAAGAACAGACUCGCAGGGCAAUGGAGCUGGAGCAGGAGAGGAAACGAGCUCAGGAGGAAGCAGAGAAACUGGCUAAAGAACGUCGAGAAGCAGAAGAGGCAAAGGAGGCCCUCCUGAAAGCAUCCCAUGAUCAGCAAAAGACCCAGGAACAACUGGCUGCUGAGAUGGCAGAACUCACAGCAAGGAUCACGCAGCUGGAGCUGGCCAGGCAGAAGAAGGAGAGUGAGGCCCAGGAGUGGCAACAGAAGGCACAGAUGGUGCAGGAAGACCUUGAAAAGACCAAAGAGGAGUUGAAGACUGCUAUGAGCACUCCCCACGUCACUGAGCCCAUGCACUCUGAGAAUGAGCAUGAUGAUGAGCAGGAUGAGAAUGCUGCAGAAGCCAGUGCAGAGCUGCGGUCAGAGGCCACUAUCAAGGACCGCAGUGAGGAGGAGCGCACCACUGAGGCAGAGAAGAACGAACGAGUCCAGAAACACUUGAAGGCUCUUUCCUCGGAGCUGGCAAAUGCUCGAGAUGAAACCAAGAAGACAGCCAAUGACAUGAUCCAUGCUGAGAACAUGCGACUGGGCCGAGACAAGUACAAGACCCUCCGCCAGAUUCGGCAGGGCAACACCAAGCAGCGCAUUGAUGAGUUUGAGUCCAUGUAAACUCUCCCCUGCACUGGCCGCCCUGCACUCUUCUCCCCGUUCUCCCUUCUUCACCCAUCACUCGCUCAUAAUCGUGCUGUGCUGGAACCACUACAGAAGAGUGACCAUGGUCUUAUUUAUAGAGUUUUGGGCAAGUGCUGCAAUUCAGCAACAGAGGAAAACCAACUGCAUCUUCCUGGGGGUGGCUGGGGAAAGCAAACUUGUGUUCUUUGGGGGGAAAAUUUGAAAUUGCUUGGCUUUGGGUGAAGUCUCACUGCAUUUAGUAUUGUAUCGCUUGUUGAAGUAGCUGCCUUGCUAUUUUCUGCCACUGGGUAAAGAGGCCACCAGUUACUUUGACUGAUUAACUUGGAGUAAACUGCUACAGUUUGACACCGUGCCUUCCUACUAACUUGUGCAAAGUUCAAUAUUAAGCUUAAUGGCCAGAGUCUGUAUUUCUGCCUUCGUAUAAAGUCUGACUCAUGUAGUUGAGAAGGGGAAGCAGGAGAUAAGGAGUAAGAGUUGGUGAUAUAAUACAGACUUUCUUCUAAAAGACCAAAGCUUUUGACCUUAAAACUUAAGCGGGCGAAAUAGCUCAACAGUGGUGUUAAUAAUGUCUUUUAUGACACCUGAUGGUAUUAGCUGUUCUUUUUUUAAAUGAUGAAAUUUUGAGUUUCCUAAUCAUGUGGAGACCUUUGGAAUAUUUCCACUAAAGUGUGUUUUGGACCAUCAACUUCCUGUUUUCCAGAAGAAGUGUUUUCCUCUGGGUAAAUUGCUUUGUUUACUGUUACUUGUCUGACUUGAAUGUAACCAGUGAAGCAGAAGUAGCUAAAGAACAUUGCCUUCCAUUUUGGGGUCACCAGUGGAAACCUAGAGGGAUAGGCAGAAAUGCAAAGAACUAAAACUUGCUGCAGUUGUGUUUUCCCCUCUGGUUGUGGAAUGAGAUUUCAGGUGUCCAGAAGAGGCCUUGUUAACACGUAGUCAUCUGUGCCUUAUGACUGUGUAUAGAUCUACUAUGGGUCAGUUGUCUUCACUUAAGCUAGCUAUAAUUAUAAAAAGUAAUGAGAAGCUGGGGACCAAAAAUUACUUUUGUGCUUGGGUGAUGUACAAGUCUGAAUCUGUCUUCCCAGCUUCCUAGCAUCAGAGGGGAAUGGACCACACCCUCACUAGCAUUCUGCAAAGUCACUAGCGUCCUGCUAGGCUCCUUCACAGAUAAAUAAAUCCCAGUGACUUGUCCUGAGAACAGGCUGUGACACUUACCAGUGCCCUUGACACCCUGUCUUCCAAGCUUUCCAUUCCUGUCUGUGCUGUAGCUGCUCAGACUCCUUUCCUCCAUUUCUGGGGAAGGAACAGCCAUAUAUUCUCAGGGGUGAAUGGAUUUUUGCCUUGAUCCUUCAUAGAAGGAAAUCUCCAACUUUACGAGAGGCUUCUUACAAAGGGAGUCAGUCCAUCUCAAAUGGAGUUCUCCUUUGCUUGCUUUGGAUUAGCCUGUCUCUACAGGAAAUCAUCAAGUUAGCAUAUAACAUAAUUUCUUGCCUAGCAUCAUCUUAAAUCUUUAAAACAUUCUUGGUUUUGUGGAUGCCUCUCUUGUGUCUCCACCCUAUGGAAAAGGUAAAGGACAGUGUGCCAAAAAGAAAUGUUCAUGUCAGUGUUAAUAAACUGCAGUAUUUCCUCAAUAAUUCCUUGGGCUGGUAUCAGUGACCUCACCAGUGCUUUUUUUUUUCUCUCUCUCUCUCUCUCUCUCUCUUUUGAAUCAGUACAAGUCUCUGUGGAGAUGCCAACCAACUAAAACCUCUUUCUGGUGGGAGCAUCGCUCUAUGCUCCUACUAUGCAUCCAUCAGAGUCACUUGGGAGCCCCCUACUCUGCCCUGGACGCAGCGUGUCUUUGGCGAGGGGACGCGGGAAGCAUUUGGCCAAAAACACAUGCCUCAGUGCUUCGAAUGUCACCAGUGAAAGACUGCAGUUAUGUGUGUCAGAAC
Nothoprocta perdicaria is the source of this 3763-nucleotide messenger RNA. It is a transcript of the gene MSN, whose product is annotated as moesin. The record is from RefSeq and is a predicted model, not a curated record. The transcript is spliced from 13 exons. Gene Ontology annotation, molecular function: actin binding; cell adhesion molecule binding. Gene Ontology annotation, biological process: regulation of cell shape; positive regulation of protein localization to early endosome; positive regulation of early endosome to late endosome transport. Gene Ontology annotation, cellular component: filopodium; adherens junction; microvillus. The coding region runs from base 66 to 1808 and encodes 580 amino acids. Lineage: Eukaryota; Metazoa; Chordata; Aves; Tinamiformes; Tinamidae.